GCGCAACUAAACUAACGACAAGUCAAAUCGUACUUCUCCUUUCAUUAACUAUAUUUUCUUCACGAUUUCCUGCAAUUACAGACAUUAGACAUAGCCCCGCAUUCGAGGGCAACUCCUCUGUUUAACUUGUGAGUCAUUUCAUUUCCAAACGCAUCUUUUCUUCGCUUUGUUUCUUGCAUAGAGGUCCCAUCUUCCAAUCAUGUGAAUUUUAGAUAUGCGGAAAUGUUCAGAAUUGCUUGAUUUUACUGUUGUUCAAUUUUAAUGCCUACAUGAUGAUGAAAUCUAAGUUUGAGUGUGGAAACCAAGAUGCUAAUGUUGAUGAUGGAGAAAUUAAUAUGAAUAAUGGUCAACUGCUACUGCAAGACAUUCAAGAAAUAAGCAAAGCUCUUUAUGCCCCUUCUAGACCUUCCUUUUCCUCGGUCCAUAAUCGAUCCAAGUCUGCGGGAAAAACCCGUUUGUCGAAACCUCAAGUUGCCCUAACCCCGGGAUUUCUAAAGGAAGAUCUGUUGCCUAAGGACAAGAAGUUGUCUUCAGCGUGGAAUUGGAAGAAGCCCUUGAAAGCUUUGACCCAUUUUGGUGGUCAAAAGUUCAAAUGUUGCUUUAACCUUCAUGUCCACUCUAUUGAGGGCCUUCCUUUGAGUUUUGAUGGCAUUAGGUUGUGUGUGCAUUGGAAAAGGAAAACCAACAUUUUGCAGACGUGCCCGGCAAGGGUUUUCCAGGGUGUUGUGGAGUUCAAUGAAACUUUGAGUCAUGGAUGCUCUGUUUAUGUUAGUCGCACUGUGUCUGGUCACUCUGUCAAGUAUGAGUCUAAGCGUUUCUUGAUAUAUGCCUCUAUUGUAGGAGCUCCUGAACAUGACAUAGGAAUCCAUCAGGUUGAUCUCACAAGGCUUUUACCUCUGACUUUAGCAGAGUUAGGGGGUGAUAGAAGUUCAGGGAAAUGGAGCACAAGUUUUAGGUUGGCAGGAAAAGCUGUAGGAGCGAGCCUAAAUGUUAGUUUCAGCUAUCAAGUAAUGAAGGAUGAGUUAAUGGAAUUUGGUGGUGAUAAUUUGAAUGUUUUCAACCUUGUUAAUCUGAAGCCAGGCAGGCCAAGCAGCACUAGCAGUGUUAUGGAUUUUAGUCCUAUCCCUUUUCAUUCUGAUGAUAUGAUUUUAUCCUGUGAAACAUUGAUGAAUUCCAGCUCAAGUCUUUCCAAAUCAAUCAGUUUCCUAUAUCAAAAGCUUGAUGAAGGGAACAUUCAUAAUUCAGCACGAGCAGACUCAGAACAUUUUGAACCACUUAAAUCCCAUGGUUUUACAGAAUCAGAGUCACCUCUAGAAUCAAAUCAAGAUGAACCUGAUGACUCUGAAUUUUCCAUUAUUGAACAACAAGUAGAAACAUUGGAAGGGGAUUCCUUGGAACUUGAUCAGACAGGAAAUCAAACAGUUGAUUUGUCAACAGUUGAUAUUAUUAAUGUGGAUGAUAUUGUUAAGGAAGAUGGCAUAUUUGUUGACAAGAACACAAGAUUUGAUUUGAUGGAUAGCAUAUGCACUAGUUGUGUAAAUGGGACUAUGGCAGAUGAUGGCAAACAUAAACGCAGUAGUUCAUGUGUCAGUAUAACUUGCAUCAAGGAUGCAGAUAUGCUUCCUGAGACAUCAGAUUUUAUUGACCAAGGAUGCUACCUUAAUGUUAAAUCAAAUUAUAAAUCACAUAGAAUGGCAAAAAAAUCAAGUAGCUUGGAUUUUAUCACUGAAUCUAUUGCAAAUGAUUUCUUAAACAUGCUGGCCAUGGAGAGCGGUUCAUUUGGCUCAAGUUGCAAUGGUGAUCCCCUGUCUCCCAGAGAGAAGCUUUUAAGACAGUUUGAAGAAGAGGCUCUAGUUUCUGGUAACUUCACUUUUGAUUUCAAUGCAAAUGAAGAGGAAUUGGGGACAGAUGCAGUUGGAGAUAGCUAUCAGGAUUGUACUGUGGAUUCAGAUUUGUCUUUAUUUAUUCAAGCUGCUGAAGAGGAGCAUGCAAGGGAGAAUCACUUAUUAAUGCAGAGAAGGAAGGCCAAAAUUCUUGAAGACCUGGAGACUGACUCAUUAAUGCAACUGUGGGGCUUAAAUGAGAAGGAUUUUGAAAAUUCUCGGGGAACUUGUUCGGGUGGUUUUGGAAGUCCAAUUGAACUACCCAAUGAAGAAUCCUCCAUAUUACCUUCAAUUGGACAUGGACUUGGUUCAUUUGUUCAAACUAUGGGUGGAGGCUUUUUGAGGUCCAUGAGUCCUUCCCUAUUCAGAAAUGCUAAAAAUCGUGGGAACCUCAUCACUCAGGUUUCUAAUCCAGUUGUUUUACCUGCAAAAAUGGGUAAUGAUAUACUGGAGAUACUGCAGCAUGUGACUUAUGAUGGAGUGGAAGAACUGUGUCAUCAUAUCUAUAAAUUAAUGCCUUUGCAAGAUAUCACCGGGAAAUCCAUUGAGCAUAUUGUGCAGAAAGCCACAGCCAAUGAAAGGGCUUCUGUAAGGCAGGGGUCAUGGCAGCAUGAUUUGUUUGAAGAAUUUCCAUGUGGUUAUUUAACAGAGGAAGGCAUGAGCUUGGACAGUGUGUCUCUUGAAGCUAUAGGUCCCAUGACUGUUAAUAAGAUUGAAGCCCUUUUGAUCGAAGGGUUGAGAAUACAGUCUGGUAUGUUGUAUGAGGAGGCACCAUCAUAUAUCCAUCCCCAACAUGCAAAGAUGCCUGCUGUUGGAAGCAGAAGAACCAACUGGAGGGGAUUUCCCACAUCAGAGAGAAUUGCUAAAUUGCAACUAGAAGAUUGUGGAGAAACUGGCAAUGAUAAUGAUGGACUAAUGGGGCUGUCAAUAACAUUUGAUCAGUGGUUGAGAUUGGAUUCUGGCAUUAUUGAAGGAGAUCAGAAUUCAGAGCAAAUUUUGAAGAUCCUUGAAGUACACCAUUCUAAAAUCACAGAGUUAGAUGAAUUGAAACAUGCCAUUGACUGGUUAAAAUCAUAUGGAAGAAAGCUCGGACAUUAUGGACUCUUAGGGAACCACCUAACAGUGGCUUUUAUGAUCCAGCUCAGAGAUCCUCUACGAAAUUAUGAGCCAGUUGGUGUUCCAAUGCUGGUUCUGACUCAGGUGGAAAGAGUUUGCAUAUGUGCUACACCGGAAGAUGACUUCAAUUUUCUUGAUGAAAAGGAAAAAGGAAUGGACAAUGGGGCCCUGCCAAAUGAGACAAGUAGCAAGAGUAUGGAAGAUACAAAUACUGAUGACGAAGCCACUAAAUUUAGAUUUAAAAUCAAAGAGAUUCAUCUUUCAGGAGUCCUUAGCAAAGCCGGAAGCAAGCAAUGUUGGGGUACUGCAACUCAGCAACAGUCUGGUAUCCGGUGGUUGCUUGCCAGCGGCAUAACCAGUACUGCCAAACAUUCCUCUUCAACAUCAAAGGCAAUUGUAUUAUCAUCCCCACUGUUUGCCAAGACGUUGCUGAAUGAGGAUAUCCUGUGGAGCAUUUCUUGUGUUAAUAGUAUCAUGGGGACUAAUAGUAGAGAGCUGCCAGCUGAAAAUGUACACAUUCGGAACCCAGAUAUCAUCUUCCCAAGUUGAACUGUUAGAUAAUUUCUUACGUGCAGUUUUAGCCAUUUUUUUUAAAUUUCUCCAUGUAGAUAGUUACUAUAGUAUGUUGUCAAGAAGUUAUACGAGUCAGCUUGCCCAAAUUUUUAAAAUGUAUGUUAAAAUUUCUGGCCUUCUCGGAAGCGACCCUUUCUUCUUUCAAUCACCUAUACACAGUUUGGCUGUUUUGUUUUCUUUGAUGUGCAACUGCUAAUGCUGCUUGCAAUUAAUAAAAUGUAAUUGAUUAUGUCUAAA
This is a messenger RNA of Glycine soja, 3809 nucleotides long. Its product is annotated as protein PLASTID MOVEMENT IMPAIRED 1-RELATED 2-like. Bases 270 to 3548 code for a protein of 1092 amino acids. The transcript has 3 exons. NCBI's taxonomy places the organism in Eukaryota, Viridiplantae, Streptophyta, Magnoliopsida, Fabales, Fabaceae. The record is from RefSeq and is a predicted model, not a curated record.